Molecule: messenger RNA, 1282 nt
Organism: Phragmites australis (common reed)
Lineage: Eukaryota; Viridiplantae; Streptophyta; Magnoliopsida; Poales; Poaceae
Exons: 1
Coding region: 157-1203 (348 amino acids)
Source: RefSeq, a predicted model, not a curated record
UCCCUAAUCCUUUUUAUCUUCGAAGAUCACACAUGGACUCUAGCUUAAAUUAAGCUAUGGAGCCGGCCCUUUUCGCGAAUCGCGACUCGUUGUCUAGAACAAUCCAUUGACCGAAUUAGGCAAGGCUCAAGAUCGGAUUCAGAUCGAUCGAAUUCGAUGGCGAGGUCGUCGAGUGCUACUCCAAUCCGAAGGUUCAUCCGCUUGCUCAUCGACGACUGUGACGGCGGCUACACGCUGCGCAAGAUCGACACGGCGCCGUUCUUCGCGGCGGGCGUGUGCCCCCAGAUGUCGGCGGCGUCGCCGGAGGCGAUGGACCCCGCUCCACUGCCGUUCCCGGUGGCGCGCUUCGAGUGCGCGCCCGGUCACAAAGACAGCACCCAGUUCUUCCCCCUCUGCCGCAGCGGCGACAAAAUCGUGGGCGUCAACCAGCACCGCCACACCAUCAUCUGCGACACCCGCACAACGGCCGUGCGCGCCGGGUCCGACAUGCGCAACGACAAGAGAUCCGAGAUCGCCUGGGCUGAGGCCGGCAGCAGGCUCUACCUCCUCGGAUGCUCCCACGCCUUCGACCCGCCGAGCUUCGAUUUCGAGGCCCUGAGCUACGACCGCCGCCGCGAUGACUGGAUCUGGAGCACCCUCCCCUUGCCGCCGUUCGAAGCCCAGACCGGCCGGAUAGUCUCGUUCGCCGAUGCCGCGGACGGGGCCUCGAGCGGCGAGAUUAUCAGGGUGUCCACGCGGUGCAACGGCACGUACGCCUUCGACACGGCGCGCGGCUCGUGGCGCAGGGAAGGCGACUGGGCGUUGCCCUUCAACGGCCACGCGCAGUACGUCGCCGACUACGGUCUGUGGUUCGGGUUCUCAGACCAAGGAGCGUUCGAUCUGUGCGCGGCCGACCUCACCUGCGCCACCGCCGGCACCAGGCUGCCGUACCGGCACGUCUGGGCGGACGUCGACGGCCUCGGGAAUCACGUCAGCGAGUGGCUUCGGGGUCCUGGCUACCUCUCCUAUCUGGGCUGUGGAAGGUUCUGCGUGACCAGGUUCUUAACGACCUAUAGGUCCUUCGGCAAAAUCACCCGCCACAUCGCCGUCGUUACGGCGGUCGAGGCGACGCUCGCCGCUGGGGGCGAGGAGAUGCGCUUGGUCAGGAGGGCGUCCAGGUGCUACCACUUCAGCGUGCCCGCUUCACGCGGCUGGGUAUUUUGAUGCGUUUUGACUUGCUUUGAGUUGGGGGGGGGGGGGCAAAAAACUGUUACAUUACCUGCUCUGCUGGGCUGCUAGUUUU